Messenger RNA from Elaeis guineensis (African oil palm), 1561 nucleotides. The record is from RefSeq and is a predicted model, not a curated record. NCBI's taxonomy places the organism in Eukaryota, Viridiplantae, Streptophyta, Magnoliopsida, Arecales, Arecaceae.
CCCCUGGGACCACCUCGCCUACGCCGCCGUCUUCGAUCCCCGCGACAACUCCACCAUCGUCUUCGCCAAAGGUCUCAACCUCCGCCCCGCCCGCCUCUCUGACCCCUCCCGCUACGAGUGUAUCUUCGGCUGGAACUUCUUCAAGCCCAAGUACCUCCUCACCUCCGCCGCCACCUCCGCCGCCCAGGAGAUCAUUCGCUGCAAGACCCCCGGCAGCGUCCUCCUCCGCCACCUCCGCCAAUCCAACCGUGAUCCCCCAUUGGUCUCCGUCAAAUCCAAGGGCCGUGGCAGCUUCACCCUCCCCUCUGUUGCUCGCCCUGAGACCAUCUCCUCCCCCAAAAGAUGGCGAAACAAGGAGCAUUCCAUGUGUGUGUGCACAAUGGUGCGGAACCAAGCUCGAUCCCUCCAAGAAUGGAUUGCUUACCACUCUCGAAUUGGGAUCCAAAGGUGGUUCAUCUACGACAACAACAGCGACGAUGGCAUCGAGCAGGUGAUCGAAUCACUGGCAUCAUCUUCAAAUUACAAUAUAACGCUCCAUUCAUGGCCAUGGGUCAAGACACAGGAGGCAGGCCUUGCGCAUUGCGCUCUCCGAGCCCGGGGCCAUUGCGAAUGGGUCGGAUUCAUCGACGUCGAUGAAUUCUUGUACCUUCCGGCCAAAAUCAUGCUGCAUGAUGUGCUCCACAAGUACUCAAGCAAGCCAUGGGUCGGGGAGCUGCGGACCGCUUGCCAUAGCUUUGGACCUUCAGGGAGGAAGACGAUACCAUCAGAGGGUGUGAUGGUUGGGUACACUUGCAGGAUGAACAGCCCUGAGCGGCACAAGUCGAUCGUUCGGCCGGAGGCACUAAAUCCUUCUUUGAUCAAUGUUGUGCAUCAUUUCCAUUUGAAGGAUGGAAUGAGGUAUGUGAACAUGGACAGGGGAGUUAUGGUGAUCAACCACUACAAGUAUCAAGUGUGGGAGGUGUUCAAGGAGAAGUUCUACAGGAGGGUGGCAACCUAUGUUGCAGAUUGGCAGGAUGAGGAGAAUGUUGGUUCGAAGGACCGAGCUCCGGGAUUGGGGACCAAGGCUGUGGAGCCUCCAGAUUGGCCGAGCCGGUUCUGCGAGGUCAACGACACCGGGCUUAGGGACUGGGUGUUGAGGGCUUUCAGUGACCCCAACACUGGCCUUCUUCCAUGGUAGCUGGGAGAAGAGCUUUAUUUGAUUCAUCACAUUGAUACAGAGAAUGUAGAACAAAAGAAAAAAAAGCACUUAGGUAAACUGUUGAACAUGGAUUACCCUUGAUUCUUUCUGGGUUUCUUUUUGGUGUCAUUGAUGUUUCUAUUAUUUUACCACGUCUGUAAUUGAGAGGUAAAUCAUUCUUUUGUAGAUAGAGACGUAAUACAAUCCUCAUAACGAUAAAGUUUGGAAGGGAAUAACUGAUGGAAGGCUAGAGUUUUGCAUUCCAUUUCAGUGGUUAUGAUCAUGUCUUUUGUCUGUUUUUCUUAUUUUAAGGUUUAAAUUAAUCUGGCUGGCUUACAGUCAUCAGAUAUUAACUUCCCUAAUAAAGAUGAAGUAUAUUGUACU